Messenger RNA from Auanema sp. JU1783, 1305 nucleotides. The record is from the annotation of a GenBank genome assembly. Lineage: Eukaryota; Metazoa; Nematoda; Chromadorea; Rhabditida; Rhabditidae.
AUGGAUCCUGACAAUUCUGGAUUCGUGGAUCCGGAAGACGGGUUUGCUGACGAUGAUUUGUUGGCUGCCGAUGAUAUCACGAUCACUCCUGUGGAUAGCGAAUGCACUCGUUCUUUUUUGGAGCCAUCCGAAGAUUAUGAAAAGGAGCUUGGAUGUGUAGGAGAUCCGUUUUCAGAGGACUUUACCUCCAUAUCAAUGAAUGAGAUUGUUGAAAUCCUGGCUGAAGGAGAUCGAGUGGCCAGACCAAUAAUUGUAAUUUACGCUUAUCGUCUACCUUCGAAUAAAACAAUUGACCAUGCUAAACUACUUGGAUAUAUACAAUUCAUUCUUGAUAAAGUUGUCGAACUUGAUUACACUAUCGUUUACUUUCAUUAUGGUCUACGAAGUCAUAAUAAACCUCCUAUUAAAUGGCUUUUCCAGGCGUACAAAGUUUUAGAUAGAAAAUACAAGAAGAAUCUAAAAGCUCUUUAUGUAGUUCAUCCUACCCGAUUUAUCAAAAUCAUUUGGAAUUUGUUCAAGCCAUUCAUCUCUAAUAAAUUUGAGAAUAAGUUCCACUAUGUGACAUGUAUAAAAGAGCUGGAAACAGCUUUAGAAGUAUCAAGGUUGCAUCUACCUCAACCAAUUAGAGAUCACGAUUCUCAACUCAGUUCUCAAGCAUUCGACGGUCGUCCAUUGAGUCCUAAAAAUCCUCCAAGACCAACUCAGCAGUUUGAUGUUUCUCUCGAUUUCAUUUUAUCCCAUAAUCCUGAUCACGAUGUUCCUCCGAUUGUUUCCGAUCUGAUAGAAUUCUUAGAAGAAAACGCCCUGGAUAUCGAGGGGAUUUUCCGUAAGAGCGCAAAUGUUGGAAGCAUAAAACGUCUCCAAGAGCGAAUCAACAUGGGGGAGAAAGUAGACUUCAUCAAUGAUCCAGAAUAUAGAGAUAAUGCUUAUGUUGCAUCUCUGCAUGCCUCUGUUCUUCUGAAAACUUUCCUGCGAUCUCUUGGCGAACCUGUCACGACCAAUGAGUUAUUUCCACAAUUAACUAAGAUAGCAGACGUACCAAAGACCGAGAAAACUGCCGCAGUGCGUGAAAUCGUAGCCGUUUUACCUAAACCAAACUACGUGCUUUUGAAAACAGUCAUCAAGUUCCUGACCAAAGUGGCCGCAAGAAGUAAUGUUAACCUUAUGACAGCAGCAAAUCUUAGUAUUGUUUUCGGACCUAAUCUCACCUGGCCAACGAAUCAACAGGUUCCAACAACUCAACUUAACAACUUGAACAAUUUCUGUUUCCGUCUUAUUGUGGAUUACGACAAGAUCUUCCAGUAG